Pangasianodon hypophthalmus (striped catfish) is the source of this 2253-nucleotide messenger RNA. It is a transcript of the gene tnfsf11, whose product is annotated as TNF superfamily member 11. The coding region runs from base 104 to 871 and encodes 255 amino acids. The transcript has 4 exons. Gene Ontology annotation, cellular component: membrane. Gene Ontology annotation, biological process: immune response. Lineage: Eukaryota; Metazoa; Chordata; Actinopteri; Siluriformes; Pangasiidae. Gene Ontology annotation, molecular function: tumor necrosis factor receptor binding. The record is from RefSeq and is a predicted model, not a curated record.
CUCUGCACGGCAGCGCGGCCGCUUUGCCCACCCACCGUUUAUAUAGCAAUCCGCGCACGUUACCGACUUCCUGCACCGAGGAGGUUAUUAGAAGCGCGCGCUCAUGGCAGCUAAUGAUUAUCGCGGUUACCUGCGGAACCAUAUGGACAUGGAGCACGGGGGCUCGCGCUUCCAGCCGCCGACCCAGAGCGCCCACAGGCCGCUGAUUUUCGGCACGCUGGCCGUGAUGGGACUGCUGCAGGUCGCGUCCAGUGUCACCAUUUUGCUGCACUUGACCGGUUAUCUCCGCGAGGUUGACCUUUCUUCAGCUCAGCCUAUAGAGGAAGUUCAUUCUGAACCCAUAAUUGCUGAUGCAUUCAGAGACAUCAAGAAAAAGGACAGAUCCAGAAAAAAAGAUCAAACACCUGUAGCUCACCUUUCUGUCAAGACCCCCAUGGACUUCGCAAGCACCGACUCCAAGGUCGUGACCACUAUCCAUUGGAAUCAGUUCCAUGGCACUCUGACAAAGGUCAAAUACCACGACGGACGAUUUGUGAUGGAGGAACAAGGAUUGUAUUACGUGUAUGCAAAGACCUGUUUCCGGUAUGCCCCUGAUCACGCCUCAAAGAAACAGGAUGUUAGCAACGUCCAGCUGAUUCAGUAUAUUUUCCAUGAGAGUCACACCCAGUCUAAACUCAAACCUGUGCUGCUUUCGAAGAGCGGAGGCACGUUUAACUGGAGUGACCCAAACUACAACAUGUACUGUGUGCAACAAGGAAGAAGUGUCCGGUUGGGACAAAGCGACGGCCUUUUUGUCAACGUGUCCAAUUCAUGGCUGUUGGAUCCAGAGCCAGAGGGGACUUACUUUGGUGCUUUUAAAAUGAGCACCUGACUUUUGUUUAUUUUUGCUACUGAACUGGUUUAUGCACAUUUUACAACCUUAUGAACAAUUUCAACAUGACCAAGAACCACUGAGCACUUAUAUUUUAGAUCACUGACUUCUGACUAUUUUUUUUUUCAAUAUUGAUUUAUAUUGUACAUCAUUAAGGGCACAUCAGAAUUCUAACUGUUAAUUUUGUUAUAAAAGUUUUGGCAUGUUAACAUUAACUGCCAUAGUAGGUUAAGACAGCAUUGCUACUUCAUUAUGGACUUCACUUGCUCUCCAUACUUUUGUACAAACCUUGCAGAUACAAACUGAGUGAAAUUCUGUUUGUCAAUGUUAAAUCUAGGAACACACUUCUGGAUGUAUGUCACCUGAUAAUUACCUGGGGUAGUUACAAGCUCAAGGAAGUGCUGUAAGUGGCUGGUCAGAUUUUGGCACGGCAACAGCAGGACUAGGUGGUCACACCCUGAAAUAAUGGUUUUUUAGUUCCAGGUCUGCAACUCCAUACACAGUUUUUGUAAUAAUCAAUCUUCCACCCACAAUCUUCAACCUUUCAAGAGUUGAAGCAGGUGUAUUAAGCAGGUAAAACACAGAUGUAGUACAGUCCUCUCAGAUCUGCCAUUUAGAACCACUGUUUAAAACCUUAAAUUAAAUAUUUGUUAUGCUCUGUUUAGCAAGCUGAAGUCCUGGAGCAGAUUUGGCACUGAUUUCACAACUCCCAAUUUAAUACAAUGUUAAAAGAUUAACAAAAAGGCUGUUGGAGGUCUAUGCCAGCCAUCAUGCAGACCUUUGUUAUAUAAUGGGAUUUUUGUUGGUUAUGCAAAAUUACUUUGAACUAAGCAAAACAAAAUCAAAGAUAGCUGGCCUGUCUUUUAGUCAUUGUGAGAGCUGAAAAGAUUGACAUGAAUACAGUGAACCAAACUGAGUUUGGUACAUGCUAAUUUAAAGAGUUAUUUUUCAUUUCGCUCCUUUUGGAGGAAAUGAGAAAAUGCACUAAAUGUAUUUAUUUAUUUUUUAUGAUGAAAAAGAUGGACAUUUGUAAAAUGUUCUGUCUGAUUCUAAAACUCUUGUACAUUGUGUAUGUCUGCCUAAGCUCAAUUUUUUCUACAGAUUAUGGUUGACAGGCAUUGACUUUAGGUCAGUCGUAGAUCUGCUUUUUUGCAAGUGGGGCACGCACAGUUCUCCAUUUAAGCCUUAUUUUGAGCGGUUUCUCAUUAAAGAAACUUUGUAUUUAUGUAUCUUGUAUUUGACAGUUCUGUGCGCAAAUUCUCAUUCAACAUACAAUUUAAAUUUCAAACGUAAAUUGUUAAGGAUUUUUCAUAUCAUCAAAUGUUUUGUUUAAUAGUAUUGUUUAUUUAUAUCAUUCUAACUAAUAAAAAUACUUUUCUAAA